CGGCGUCGUCGCGCCUGGAGAGAAAGCGAAAGCAGGCUCGAGCUUGACAGCAUGGCAGGCGGACAUGGCGGCUAUGAUCCGAUACACCGUGACCCAGGCUUGGAGGCUUGGACUCGGAUGAAGAAUUCGGUCUACACGACCUUCAAGUUCACUCCGAGGACGACGAAGCUCACUCUUUUCUGGGGCAUCUUUGUACCCUGCUUGACCUACUCGAUGGCUGUCACCAAUGCGAACGUCUAUGACUGGGCGGGCAAGCGCCGUGAUGAGGGCCUGUUGAGGAUACCUGCCCCUUCUGCGCCUGCCAAAGACGGUGAAGAGGAAGAGUAG
This is a messenger RNA of Mixia osmundae IAM 14324, 327 nucleotides long. RefSeq lists its product as uncharacterized. NCBI's taxonomy places the organism in Eukaryota, Fungi, Basidiomycota, Mixiomycetes, Mixiales, Mixiaceae. The transcript is spliced from 3 exons. The record is from RefSeq and is a predicted model, not a curated record. The coding region runs from base 52 to 327 and encodes 91 amino acids.